AAAAUACCUGCUGGUCGACUGGCAUGGGAACAGCACAUUCUUCUUGAUUGUCUGUCAUCUCCUCCUUCGAUUGGCAUUUGUAUAGCAAAAUGUUCGCAAGACCGUACAUCUGCACGGCGUGUAAACGGCCUACGACCACCAAGCUCCUAAAGCAACCCCGAAACCAAUAUCUCCAUGCUUCGUCGCCACUAAACCUUCCUCGACGCAAAGAUUUUUUCUCAUCCAACGCGAAUCUCAGUCAGAAACAGCCCAAGAAUGGCGAUGUGUCUGACGAGAGUGCGGAAUCUCAGAAACAACGAAGGAGAACGGGGAGAUCUCCAGCUGCAUCGACAUCACUACGGAGAGUAGCAGUGGAGGCACAAAGGUCGAAAGACGGGAUAUUGUCCAAGGCCCAGCUCCGAGAGCGAGGCGUAUUUCAAACUAAGUCAAUAACAGCGUACGCCGUUGCCGAACAAUUUAACAUUCGCAAAGUCCGCGACAUUCUACAACACAAAGGCUUCGAACCGGAUCCACUCGGAACUGGUCUAUAUCCACAGGUGGUUCAUGUCCAAGUGCCUUCGGACUCGAUUCGCCGCGUGAGUAACCCCGCGACGACAGAUCUGUGUUCCGAUGAAGUUGGCGAUAUAUUCGUGUUCCCGUCCGGCACAGUUGUUGCCUGGUCGCUCCCUGAAGGAUUCACGUCAUUCUUGGCGACGAGGACCCUUCUCCCGGCUGCCGAGGGGGCUCACGUAGAUUACCUAGAAACCGAGGAUCUUGAAUAUGUCGAGGACCCACAACGAGAAAACAGCUACAUCAAGGGCGACACCAUCUUCCUGGGGACAAAGCCGACCUUUGAUGGAUAUGAACUGCAGCCCACCACUCUUCAGUCUGUAGAUACGGUGUUGACGAAGGUGGCAUUCUCGUCCGGCUUAGCGCGGAGUACCAAGUUGGCCGUGCUGGAAUCUCUGCUCUCCGAUUAUUUCGAGUCGACCAGAGCGAUCCCGACCCUCCUGUCACAAGGGACCCGUCUUCCUUUUACUAGAGACUUCAUUCUCCGCAAGACGGGCCAACUGCUCAGCGUGCGUGCUCAGUUGAACCUUUAUUCGGAGCUCACCGACUCCCUGCCGGAUAUCUUCUGGGAUAGCCGGCACGAGCUUGGCUUGGAAGGAUAUUACGAGCAAGUGGGCAGGGCGUUGGAUGUUGGGAUUCGCAUCAAACUUUUGAACGAGAAGAUGGACUACGCCCAGGAGAUCGCGAGUGUCCUUCGCGAGAGGCUGAGCGAGACGCAUGGACUUCGGCUCGAAUGGAUCAUCAUCCUGCUCAUUGCCGUUGAGGUUGGAUUCGAGAUCUUAAGGAUGAUCAAAGAGAGAACCCAGGAGAAGGAAGAACAGGCGAAACGUGACGAGGAGAAAGUUGUAUAGCAUCAUUACCCAUCGCCUUGGAUAGGCUGGUUUGGGCUUCAGGAUACCCCCAUUUAUUGUUCUCCACUCAGAUCUAG
Messenger RNA from Aspergillus candidus, 1477 nucleotides. RefSeq names its product RMD1 family protein. The transcript has 2 exons. NCBI's taxonomy places the organism in Eukaryota, Fungi, Ascomycota, Eurotiomycetes, Eurotiales, Aspergillaceae. The record is from RefSeq and is a predicted model, not a curated record. The coding region runs from base 90 to 1400 and encodes 436 amino acids. Gene Ontology annotation, biological process: positive regulation of mitochondrial translation.